AUGUCACCGCGCCUAAUGACAUUCCUAGGAAUCUCAGUCCUAGGCAUAAGUUCCUACUGCGGCUUCCUCUAUGCCUCAUACACCCGCGAAGUAACAAAGUCACAAACUCUAACAAUCCCAACGGACGUCUCAAACCGCUACAACACGAGCGCACCAUCUUUCGACGCAGAAGUUGACCUUGCCGAAAAGGCAAUGCGACUCGGCUCAAAGCGUAAAGAUCUAAUCAGUCGCGUACACGGGGACGUCCUCGAGGUAAGCUGCGGCACAGGCAGGAACCUCGAGUACUAUCAGCUUGGUGAAAGGCGUGGUGUGGAUUCUAAUGGGCGUGCAGCGGUUUUAGGCUGUCGCUCACUUACGCUUGUUGAUCUUAGUCCGCAGAUGGUGCAGAUUGCGGAAGAGAAGUUUAAAGCUUUGCAUUUACAUGGUGAUGGUGAUGGUGAUGAUGAGCUGUCUGUUGUUCCUGUUACUUUUCGGGCGCAGGAUGCAGCGUCUGUUACUGUUGGUAAUGGGGUUGAAGGGAGGAAGUUAAAGGCUUAUGAUACUAUUGUGCAGACUAUGGGUGUUUGUUCGAUGUCUGAUCCUGUGGGGACGUUGCGGCAUUUAGGUUCUAUUACGGAGAAGGAGAAUGGGAGUAUUUUGUUGUUGGAGCAUGGGCGUUCGUAUUAUGAUUGGUUGAAUCGGAUUUUGGAUAAUUUGGCGCCUGCUCAUGCGGAUAGGCAUGGGUGUUGGUGGAAUCGGGAUAUUGGGGCUAUUGUUAGGGAGAGUGGAUUGGAGGUUGUUGAGGAGAAACGGUGGCAUUUUGGGACGACGUGGAGGUUUGUUUUGAGGCCAACACGGGAUGGAGAUCAGAAGUCUCACGAUUCUUGA
Molecule: messenger RNA, 867 nt
Organism: Penicillium angulare
Lineage: Eukaryota; Fungi; Ascomycota; Eurotiomycetes; Eurotiales; Aspergillaceae
Product: class I SAM-dependent methyltransferase
Exons: 1
Coding region: 1-867 (288 amino acids)
Source: RefSeq, a predicted model, not a curated record